CCUAACUGAAUUUCCUGGCUCCGUGCCUGGGUGUGAAGAGCAGCCUAUCAUAAGCAGAACUCAAUCCCCAAGAGCACGGAGAGGGUGGUUGAGAGUUUGGAGGCACCGCAUUUUACAAAAAUUUCUCCGAUAAUAGGCAAGGUGAACUCAGAAAGGAAAUCAAGGGGUGGUAGAUCGGUGGGCAAAAUAGGACAAAAUAAUUGUAUUGGGCCUUCGAAUUUUACGAGAAAUCGAGGCCUAGAGACCCAUUACAUAAAGGAGACUAUGGUGAAUGAAGGAGAGAGCGAAUGGGCCUAGUAUGUUGAGAGCCCAGCCCAUGAUGAUGAGUCGCGGGCUCCCGUUAAACAAAUCUCAAGAGCAGGCGGUUUUAUCCAUAUCACAUGGGGAAAUUGUGGAGAACCAAUACGAGUCCUUUGGGGAAGGGCUUGAAAAUGAGUCUGUCUGGGAGUUUAAGGAGUGGAUGGGCAAGGACAAGAGGCGAAAGACCAAGAAGAAGAAAAGAGCAAAGAAAGCGAGAUCGUGGGCCGCAGUAUAUAGAGAUGCUCUGAUCUUGGCGAAGGUCACUGAUUUCUGGAGAUCAUUGAAGGUGCAAGGAAGGAAGGGAUUCAGUCUCAAGGAAAAACUAAAGCAAACUAAGGUGUUUCUAAAAGGCUGGAGUAAGAAUAUGGUGCCUAAUAUUGAGCAGAAGAUUAGCAAGGCAAAAGAUAAAAUUGAGGAGCUGGAUGUCAUUGGGGAAAAUCGGCAGCUAUCAAAUGAGGAGAUCUUGGACAAGAAAAAUCACUUUUUGGAGCUUUGGAACAACCUGAAGAUACAGCAGAGGAUGUGGAGACAGAAGUCUAGGAAGACUUGAAGGGGAUGCAAAUACCAAAUUCUUCCAUAAGUCUGCUAAGGGCAGGUGGAGGCAGAAUGAAAUUAACAGCAUUGU
Molecule: messenger RNA, 925 nt
Organism: Rubroshorea leprosula
Lineage: Eukaryota; Viridiplantae; Streptophyta; Magnoliopsida; Malvales; Dipterocarpaceae
Source: the annotation of a GenBank genome assembly